Messenger RNA from Mytilinidion resinicola, 2799 nucleotides. RefSeq names its product ubiquinone biosynthesis protein-like protein coq-8. Bases 62 to 2569 code for a protein of 835 amino acids. Gene Ontology annotation, cellular component: extrinsic component of mitochondrial inner membrane. The transcript is spliced from 2 exons. Gene Ontology annotation, molecular function: kinase activity. Lineage: Eukaryota; Fungi; Ascomycota; Dothideomycetes; Mytilinidiales; Mytilinidiaceae. The record is from RefSeq and is a predicted model, not a curated record. Gene Ontology annotation, biological process: ubiquinone biosynthetic process.
CGUCCGAGUGCUAAUUAUCUAGAAAAAUGUUUCGAAUAUCAUAGCCAUUGGCACCAGCUCAAUGGCAGGCCGACGGAUCAUCGACGCCGCGAAGUUGUUCAAUGCCUCCAAAUCCGUAGCUAAGCAGCAUUUGAACCUCCGCUCGCAGCAGCUAGACGCAUUCAAUAAGACAUCCACACUCGCGAAAGCCAUCAAGGACCAGACGGAUAGGAUAACCCUCACCGCGAAAGCUGCGAUAGCAUUAUCCCAACGCUUCAAUGAACCUCCGCCUUCGUAUACCAAGUCUACCGCAUCGGACGAGAAUCCGCCAGCACAGGAUGGGAACAUUGCGAGGAAGGAGAUGGUAGACGGAGAAUGGGUACGGAAAGAUAUACAGAGGGAGUCGGAGCAAGACCGUUACUAUGAUCAGUCUGCCCAAAAUACACAAGCGGAACCGCCAGCAGAGGACGAACUAGAAAUAAAGCAAGAGGAGGCACAGCGGCGCCCAUUGCCAGAUGGAACCAUACCUGUACCGUCCAAGACCUCGGGAUUAUCUUAUGGAGAGGCCCGCAAGCUUCAACGGGAAUUCGAAUCGCAAAUACCUUCAAGAGCAGGUGAAACACAACCUUCGUUACGAUCUACAACGGAAAAGCUGUCCGAGGGACACGACCGUGAUGUUUUCUACGACAGAUCUGCGGAGACGAAACCGGAAUACUCCUCGUUGCCGAGAUCGAAGAUACCGAAGCAUACAGAAGACAUACAGGGAAGCGACGAGCACGUCCGAGAUGGGAGUUUGAACCAGGACGUGUUUUAUACUACUACGCCACGGCGGGCUCAACAGGAGGGACAGAAGGAACAGAUUCCGCACCAAGCGGCUGUUCCGGAGCAAGAUCACGUGCCGGAGGGAAUCAAUACAGAUGUAUUCCGUACACCAAAAGUGUCAAAGAUGUUGGGCGGGAAUCCCUACAAGGACAGGCCAAGUCUAGAUCUGAAAGACUCUCGGAAAGCACCAAUUGAUCGUACCAAACUUGCCUCUGCAAUGGAUCAAGCUACGUUCAAUGUCCGUUCAUCUCAAGAAACGAAGCCUACGGUACCAGAGCAGGCCUUGAGUAGUAUUCAAGCAAAUGCGGAGAAGGAAAUGCAUUAUUUUGCCUCUGAACUUGCCAAAGACGCCGAAGUUUCAUCUUCACCCACGCCACAGGUAGACCCAGUUGAAAAAGCGCCUUAUGAAUUACGCCAGUCUCGAGUGCCUUCCUCGAGGUUUGGUCGGCUCUGGCAGUAUGGUGGCUUGGCAACUAGUAUGGCAUUUGGUGCUGUGGGAGAGAGUCUCAGACGCGUGACUGGUACUGCUGCUGCAACAGGAGGCUCUCUUAUGCUGAGUCCGGGUAAUAUGGAGAUCCUAGUCGCAAAGCUCUCUCGUAUGCGUGGUGCUGCACUGAAGCUGGGGCAAAUGAUCAGCUUUCAAGACAUAAAAAUGCUCCCACCACCAAUCCACGAAGUCCUCCAGCGCGUCCAAGACAGUGCAGACUAUAUGCCUGCCUCUCAACGUGAUAAAGUCCUCGUUGACAACCUAGGACCUACUUGGCGCGAUCUCUUCUCUUCCUUCGACGAGGUCCCUAUGGCUGCCGCUUCCAUCGGCCAAGUUCACAAAGCCGUCCUCCGCUCCACAAAUCAAAGCGUCGUAGUUAAGGUUCAGUAUCCAGGAGUCGCCUCCUCCAUUUCCUCAGAUCUCUCCAAUCUCUCCAUCCUCCUCACCGCCUCUCGCCUCCUUCCAAAAGGCCUCUACCUCGACAAAACCAUCGCCAACGCACGCACUGAGCUCGGCUGGGAAUGCGACUACAAGCGUGAAGCCGAGUGUCAAACUCGCUUCCGCGACCUCCUAGCAGAUGACACUGAAGUGUUUUCUGUCCCUGCUGUAGUCGCUUCUGCCUCUGGUCCAGCUGUUCUUACCGCCGAGUACAUGUCCGGCGUCGGGGUUACCAAAAUCACAACCCUCUCACAAGAACAGCGCGACUUCAUCGGUACCCAUAUCUUACGCCUCUGCCUGCGCGAGAUCUGCGAAUUUCAUUUCAUGCAAACGGACCCUAACUGGACUAACUUCCUCUAUAAUGAAAAAACCCACAAAAUCGAGUUGCUCGAUUUUGGCGCAUCCCGAGAUUUCCCAGACGAAUUCAUAGAUCCAUACGUCCGCAUACUACAGGCAGCUGCCCGCGAGGAUAAGCCUAUGAUUCACGAUCUCUCCCUUACCCUUGGCUACCUUACCGGCGGCGAGUCGCCCGCAAUGCUAGAAGCGCACACCCAGUCCGUCCUCACACUCGCGGAGCCGUUCAAAGAAUCAGGACCGGACGUGUACGAUUUCAGGGACCAGACCAUCACGGAUCGGGUGCGAAGCUUCAUUCCGGUGAUGGUGCGGGAGAGGCUAAGUCCACCUCCCGAGGAGACAUAUAGUCUGCAUCGGAAGCUGAGUGGAGCGUUUCUGAUGUGUGCAAGACUAGGUGCGCAGGUCAAAUGCCGAGAUUUAUUUGAGCGCGCGGUAGAGGCGUACGAGGGCGGAAAAAAGAUGGGCGGGGAAAAGGGAUUCGGGUCAUGAUGUAGGUUAGUGUAAGACAUGUAUAGUACCAAAAUGCGCAUCACACUUCGUUUUGUUCCUCUUGUCUUUCCGUCGCACGAGACUAGCUUGUUCUAGCAGGACAUGUGACUUCACAAGUGAUGGCAUGGUAUAAAUUCCUCUCCCCCUUCACGCAGGAGAACUUUCAGUUCAAAUGAGCAGGGUGAUUCAGUCUCAUUUUCAGCAAAAUCCGGACGAGAUCUGCCUCAUGU